AUGUACUUCUCCAUCAGCACCCAGGGCGAAAACUUGGAAGGCAAGAUAGACAAGUUGAGCGACCAAGAUUACAACUCGAUAUCGAACGAUUACCUCGACGACAUCUCCGACGCGUUGGAGGAGCUCAAUGAGGAAUUUGAGCAAGUGGACGCCGAGUUGAGCCAUGGGGUCUUGACGUUGACACUACCACCAAAUGGCACCUACGUUAUUAAUAAGCAGCCUCCAAACCACCAGAUCUGGCUCAGCUCGCCCAUUAGCGGACCCAAGCGGUACGAUUUGAUUGGAGGCAGGUGGAUCACUUUGAGAGACGGCACUUCUUUGACCCAAUUGUUGGAAGAAGAGAUCUCGGGGGCACUCAAGACGGACUUCAAAUUUGGCAAUGAGAGAUAG
Molecule: messenger RNA, 390 nt
Organism: Lodderomyces beijingensis
Lineage: Eukaryota; Fungi; Ascomycota; Pichiomycetes; Serinales; Debaryomycetaceae
Source: the annotation of a GenBank genome assembly